This is a messenger RNA of Symsagittifera roscoffensis, 1227 nucleotides long. RefSeq names its product beta-1,3-galactosyl-O-glycosyl-glycoprotein beta-1,6-N-acetylglucosaminyltransferase 4-like. NCBI's taxonomy places the organism in Eukaryota, Metazoa, Xenacoelomorpha, Acoela, Convolutidae. Gene Ontology annotation, molecular function: acetylglucosaminyltransferase activity. The transcript is spliced from 5 exons. Gene Ontology annotation, cellular component: membrane. The coding region runs from base 1 to 1095 and encodes 364 amino acids. The record is from RefSeq and is a predicted model, not a curated record.
AUGAAUCUGUUCAUAGACAAAAGAAGUUUGACUCCCGAGCCCUUUCUGACAAGUCAUGAUAACUGCGAGGACUACUUCCGACGUCGCAUGGGCUUCUACAACUCAAAACCAGUUAACAGCAUGGAACAGAAGUUUCCGAUCGCUUUCAGUUUGCUCGUUUAUCACCAGUUCGACCAAGUGGAACAACUACUCAUGGCUAUCUACAGGGAGCAGAACUUUUAUUGCAUCCACAUUGACAAGAAUGCACGGUCGGGAUUCAGAUUAAGAAUGGAGAGGCUAGCGAGCUGUUUCCCGGACAAUGUGUUCAUCUCUGAUGUGUCGAUAGACGUCGAGUGGGGCAACUACUCUCUCCUCCAGGCAGAACUGGAGUGCAUGCAGCAACUACUCAACAUAUCACACAAGUGGAAGUAUUUCAUCAACUUGACGGGGGAAGAGUUUCCUCUGAUGACUAACUUGGAGCUGGUCACUGUCUUGAGACGAUUCCAAGGCGCCAAUAUUCUAGAUGGACCUGAAGAAAUAUACGAUGUUAAGCCUUGGCGGUAUCCAGAAAAAUUACCCCACGGCAUGGAUCGCUACAAGAGCUCGACUCACGUCGCCCUCAGUCGAGAUGCUGUCUAUUUCAUCAUCAACGGCGAUCUUUCCAAGAAGCUGCAGCAAGCCCUGAAGCCGUUUAAUUUUGCUGAAGAGUCUUUCUUUGCUAUACUGCAGUACAAUCCGAGCUCAAGCAUGCCGGGGGGUCUGAUAGUUGACGGAAAUGACAAUCGAAUUAAGCGGCAAAAGUCUAUGAGGUACAAAUUUUGGAUCCAUUCUAAGGAGGAGCUCGAGCGAUGUUAUUCUAGAAGAAUCGUGCGAGAUAUUUGUUGUAUCGGCGUCAAAACGCUUCCUGAGCUUGUGGGGAGCUUUUACGGAAAGGUUUUGUUCCUAAACAAGUUCCCAUGGUUUUUCGAACCUAUGGCUUGGGAUUGCAUGAACUUAUGGCAUCAUUCAAAAGUGAGUCUAGAGUUAUCUACCAAGAGUGUACCAGCCAACUUCUCCAACUUGGGAAACGGUUCUCAGGUCAUUUGGUCUAGAAAAUCAAAGAGCUCCGCAAGAUGACGGACCAAUAUUGAGACAUUUUCAAAUCACAACAUGCAUUUUAUAAAUAAUUUGGUUAGAAUGGCUUUUGGGAAAAAGGUUUUGUACAUUUUAUGAAAUGCUUGUUUCACUUAUCCUUGCACUCGAAUAAAA